CCGCAAACCAGGCUCCCGACGGCCCCCGCCAGCCCGGUCCAGCGCGCUAGAGCCGGAGCGGGGUCCGGGGGGUGUGUGUGUGUGUGCCGGGGGGGGCGCCCGAAGAUGUGACCAUGGGAGGCGUGGCGGGGAGAUGCGCUGGGCAGCCAGGCUGGUGCCACCCUGCCCAUGGGAGCCGUGAGGGUCUCCAGAUGAGACGGGGGAGUCUCCGUGCCUGGCCCUAGAAGAGCCCAGGAAGCGCCAGAGAUCGGGAGCUGUGGGCUGAGCCGUGGGAGCCCCGCGUCACCCCCGAGGAACCUGGACGGUGGGCUGGUCCUUAGCCUUGGGCAGAGCCCACGCUCCUCCCUCACCUCGGGGAACGCUCAGGUGUAACGUACCUGCCUGCGCAAAUCGGUGUCACGCCCCGGCGGCCCGUUCUGAGCACGGUGCAGACAUCAACAGCGCUGCUCCUGGAAGGGAGGCAACUCCCUCGGCUUUCCGAAGCGGGGAAAAGAGGCAGCGACCGGAGCAAGGCAGAGCUCAGGCGGUCCCCAGAGCCACGCUGCACCCAGCUGGAACCUGCUCCCCUCAGCACAGCAGCAUCUCCCAGGUGUGGCUCGACCUGGACCUCUGGGCAGAGUUUGUGCAGCGGUGACAGCGCCUCUGACUGGCUCCAGCCGCGGGGAUUGAACCCACGGACUUUGUAGCUGGCCCCUUCCUGUUUGUUGCUCUCAUCCGGUGCUGGGUAAACAGAGUUGCUUCUCCCUCGGUCUGAAGCUGUCUGGCGACCCCCCAGGACGGUGCUUCAAGGCGCUUUUGGGAAGGAAGCGGCUCCUCCUCCCACCGCUCCCGAAAGGGCCUGGAUCCAGGACGUCCCAGGAUGCGUCUGGUGCAGAAGUCCCUGUGUUUGCUGCUGGUGGUCACGGCAUCCCUAGCCCUGCUCUACCUGCACGUCUGGUUGCCCAAGUCCUACAGCACAGUCGACCUGCGCAACCGGCCAGACCAAGCCCCCGAGCAGCUGCUGGGCGAGCCCUUGCUGGGCCCCUCCAACAAGUUCGCCCACAUCCCCUUCCGGCUCAAGGAGGAGAUCGUCGAGCUGCUGCCCAGGAACUCCUGCUUGUGCGAGGUGGCGCCCGGCGGGAAGCUGCCCUUCCCCAAACAGCUCUUCAGCCACCUCUACUCGCUGGAGUUCGCCUCCGCCCUCGGCCCCGCGGAGCUGGCGCGGCUCCGCAGCAGCCGGGAACAGGAGUACCAGAGCUACCGGCAGCGGACCCAGUCUCCAGCUGACCAGCUGCUGAUCGUCAGAGCCAACUCCCCGCUGGAGUACCCUGCCCAGGGCGUGGAGGUGCGCCCGCUCCGGACUAUCCUCAUCCCCGGGCUCAGCUUGCAGGCAGCCAGCAGUAAACUGUACAAGGUGACCCUGACGGCCACCCUGGGCACCCUCGACGUGGCGGCGGUGGUGGAGGGGGUGAAGGCGCAGGGCGAGGGGGAGACGUGUCUCUCGCUGUCAGCCACCCAGCUGGACAACCUCAACCGCCAGCUGCAGUUCGUCACCUACACCAACACGCUUUUCCACCCCAACACCGCGGACACAGUGCAGUUUGCCACCGAUGGGCACCAGGCGUCUUUCACCAUCCGAAUCCGCCAUGCGCCCACGCCCAAGCUCUAUAACCCAGGUACCCCGGGCGAUGGCGGAGCAGAUUACAACAUCAGCGCCCUGGUCACCAUUGCGACCAAGACCUUCCUGCGGUACGACAAGCUCCGGGUGCUGAUCGCCAGCAUCCGCCGCUUCUACCCCACGGUGACCAUCAUCAUCGCGGACGACAGCCAGCACCCCGAGGCCGUGGGGGGCCCCCACAUAGAGCAGUACUUCAUGCCCUUCGGCAAGGGCUGGUUCGCAGGGCGCAAUCUGGCCAUUUCCCAGGUCACCACCAAGUACGUGCUGUGGGUGGACGAUGACUUCAUCUUCACGCCCCGAACCCGGGUGGAGAAGCUGGUGGACGUGCUGGAGAAAACCAGCCUGGACUUGGUGGGGGGCGGAGUGCGGGAGAUCACGGGGGUCACCACCACCUACCGGCAGAAGAUCAGCGUGCAGGCGGGGGGCGAGGAGGGCGACUGCCUGCAGACGCGCCAGGGCUACCACCACCUCCUCGAGGGCUUCCCCGGCUGCGUGGUCACCGACGGCGUUGUCAACUUCUUCCUGGCCCGCACGGCCAAGGUGCUGGAGGUGGGGUUUGACCCCCGGCUCAGCCGCGUCGCCCACCUCGAGUUCUUCAUCGACGGGCUGGGCGUGCUGCACGUGGGCUCGUGCGCCGACGUGGUGGUGGAUCACGCCUCCAAGCUCAAGCUGCCCUGGCAGAAGUCGGAGAGCGAGAAGCAGUACGCCAAGUUCCGCUACCCCACCUCGGGCGACAGCAGCGUCAGCGUCAAACACAGCCUCUUCUACUUCAAAAACCGCUUCAAGUGUAUGACGAGCAACUAGCCCCACCGGGCUACCGGCCCCGCCCUGCCAGCGAGCCGGACCCCAGGGAGAGCCCCAUUCCCCCCCGCCCCAUGGAGCUGGGGCUUUUUAUCCUUGUACCAGGCCAGGGAGGUGACCCCUGCUACCCCAGCUCUCCGGUGCCUCCAGACCCAGCGCCAUCCCUAUGCCCUGCUGUGUCCAUGGGGGGCGGAAGGCUCCCCCACUUUCCCAGCAGGCCCUAGGGGAAGCCAGAGUCACACAGUGGGAUACUGGGAAAUCCACAGGAUGGGGGGUGAGGGCUGGCUGGGAAGAGCUUACAGCAUCCCAGUGGCCAAACCCCCACCUUCCCCAGGAGAUGCUGUUUUAUACUACAGACCUGCCCCCAUUCACUGCCAGAUUUCUCCAACGCCCCCCGCAGGAGAGAACCGGCACAGCCCCCGCCCCUCCCAGCUGCCCCAGGACAAGCACCAGGGCCCCAUUUUAUUUUGGGCCAAGUGGUUAUAGCCAGUCCACCCCCAUUGCCAUCCCUGGGAGAUUGCCAACGUCAAGUGCCAAAGACUGCAGGGGUGGGGGGGCAGCCCCUUGAGCAAGGGGAAGGGCUGACACCCAUGGCUGGGUUGGGGGCACGGCCAUGGGGGGGGGGACUAGUCAUUCCCAGUGUCGGCCGGUGGCUGAGAUCUCUUUUGGAGCGUGGGGACUCUUUUUACCCAGAAUCCAAGAGCGUGGGCACAAGGCGAAGGGCCAGCCCCACACUGCUCAGAGAAGGCCCCAUGACCAGAGCGUUGGACGAGGCCGAGGGUUCUGGCUUCUAAUCUAGGAUACGGGGGGGCAGGAGCUGGCUGGUCGCUGUGGGAACUGGAGGCAGAACGCUGGGACCGUUUGUGUCACGCACGCGUGUGUUUAAUGUGAGCGACCGAGGAGCCGGGCACUGCCAGGCUGCACUACAGGAGACCCAGGGCUGGCAGAUGGCAUGCUUGAGCUGCCAUCCCCAGCUGCUGUUUUCUACAGGGAGAGAGAGGUGAGGUUUUAAGGGGAAAAGAUGUUUUUUAUUUAAAAAAAAAUCCAUAGGCAAGUAUUCUCUGUGCCCUAAAGGUUAUCCAUGUCCCGCCCCCUCUGUCCCGAGUCCUACAGUCAUCGUUUAGCAGAACCAGAGAAAAACUUUGUACGUUUUGGUUUGUUUUUUAAAAACGUUGGCCUCCGAACCAGUGGGGCAGUAA
This is a messenger RNA of Chrysemys picta bellii (western painted turtle), 3657 nucleotides long. The record is from RefSeq and is a predicted model, not a curated record. Lineage: Eukaryota; Metazoa; Chordata; Testudines; Emydidae.